CAUGUUCUAUCCAGUUUAGCUGUUUAUCACAUGUCCUGUUUUCCUUUGCCUGAAAAGGUUACUUCUAAGAUCGAUUCCAUUCAAAGGACUUUUUGGUGGUCAAAAAAAGAUCCUAGACACGCUGCUUACUACAGAUCGUGGGGGGAUAUUGGUAGAAUAAAGGGUUCACGAGCUGACUUUGGGCUGACUUAUGAUGCGUUUGAAUCUGAGACGUCUGCUCUUGUUUUGGUUGUCAACUGGGUGCGAGAAAUGAAUCUGCCCAAGGUGUUUUUUGUUAGUGAUUGUCUCCAGUUAGUUGAAUAUUUUCAAAGAGACUGUGUUAAUAUAAGUUGGAGAAGUAGUGAUCUUCUGGAAGAUUGUAGGUGUGUUUUAUCUAGUAAUCAGACUUUUAAGGUUAUGUAUAUUAAGCAUGUUAAGAAUCGUCUAGUUGAUCGACUUGCGCGUCGGGCUAGGAAGUUAUGUAUUAAGAACAAAUGGGUUUCCUUUCCUCUUUUUUGGACUCUCUUGUAAGGAAGGACCCUUUGGUAGAUGUUUGUAACUUUCUUUUCAAUUAAUGUAUGGAGUGUUUCUCAGC
Molecule: messenger RNA, 574 nt
Organism: Papaver somniferum (opium poppy)
Lineage: Eukaryota; Viridiplantae; Streptophyta; Magnoliopsida; Ranunculales; Papaveraceae
Exons: 2
Coding region: 31-510 (159 amino acids)
Molecular function (GO): nucleic acid binding; RNA-DNA hybrid ribonuclease activity
Source: RefSeq, a predicted model, not a curated record